AUGUCGAUGCGAGUGACGCGGUCGCAGAACGGGAAGACACCAGUCAAGCCUGAACGUCCUGGCUUCGUCGAGACACCCGGACGGAGAAAGUCGCAGCGCAAGUCGAUCAACCCCAGUGGCGAUGGAUAUGAGUCGACGCCCGAGCCGGAGAGUAUCGUGAAGGCCGGUUCGAAUGGACAGACGAACGGCUACUCGAAUGGACACCGCAGCAAAGCCGAACAGGAGGCUUACGCCUGGAAGAUUGAGGCCGAGAAGAACUUCUCCCCAACGGACGAGAAGGGCAAGCAGGAGUUCGGAGGCGCGCUCGGCAUGAGCGCCAUGAUGGUCUGCUUCCCCGCGCUCAUGUACUACAUGUGGAUCGGAGCCACCUUCUACGACGGAAAAUUCCCCUCGCGAACCGAAGGGGAGAGUUGGGGACAUUUCUUCGGGCACUUGUGGUACCUGGUCAAGACGCACGCAUACCCCAACAACAAGGCCUGGCAGAUCUACUGGUUCUUUGGACUGGCGCAGAUGGCUUUCUACUUGCUGAUGCCGGGAGUGUACCGCAAGGGCAAGGGCCUUCCUCAUCUUGGUGGCAAGCAGCUCGACUACUACUGCUCUGCCAUGUGGUCGUUCUACACCAGCAUUGUCAUCAGUCUGGUCCUCCACUUCACCGGUCUCUUCAACCUGUACACCCUUGUUGAGGAGUUUGGCCACAUCAUGAGCGUAGCCAUCAUCUCGGGAUUCCUGUGCUCGACGAUUGCAUACGUUUCUGCCCUGGUUAGGGGUAAGGGAGUGCGUAUGACUGGAUCACCGAUUGUCGACUUUUUCUUGGGCGCUGAACUGAACCCGAGACUCUUUGGUAUUCUCGACUUCAAGAUGUUCCUCGAGGUCCGCAUUCCGUGGUUCAUCUUGUUCUUCCUCUCUCUGGGUACUUGCUUGAACCAGUACGAGAAGUACGGUGCGCCUUCGAUGGAGGCUGUCUUCCUCCUCUUCGCCCACUACCUGUAUGCCGGUGCAUGCGCAAAGGGUGAGCACUUGAUCAUCACGAGCUGGGACAUGUACUACGAAAAACUAGGCUUCAUGUUGAUCUUCUGGAACAUGGCUGGUGUACCCCUUUCCUACUGCCACUGCACUCUUUACGUCGCACAACACCACCCGUCUGAGUACACCUGGCCAUCAUGGUUCAUCGGACUUCUAACUGCGGCUUAUCUCGGCUUCUACUACAUUUGGGAUACCACCAACAGCCAGAAGAACCAGUUUCGUCAAGAAGAGCGUGGCGAAGUUGAGGAGCGCACUACCUUCCCUUACUUCAAGUAUGGAAGGAUUGCGAACCCAAAGAUCAUUGAGACAUCGGAUGGACGCAAGAUCUUGGCAGAUGGAUGGUACGGCAAGGCGAGGAAGAUCCACUACACAUGCGAUUUCUUCUUUGCUGUCUCUUGGGGUCUCAUUACGGGCUUCAACUCUCCGUUCCCAUGGUUCUACUCGGUCUUCUUUGGUGGUAUGAUUAUUCACCGUGCUCUGCGCGAUAUCGAGCGAUGCCGCGAGAACUAUGGCGAGGCUUGGACGCGUUACGAGAAGCAGGUGCCUUACCUCUUCAUUCCGGGUGUUUUCUAAACAUGUCAUCAGACCUCGGAGUGCCUCGAGCGCUAUCCCAGUCGUUGCUAAAUUCCCGCAUUAAUUGACCAUCCGUCACUUUUCAUAUUUCCCUACAUUUUUACUCUUCCGAACCUUUCGUUGACGGAUAGAUUUGUAUUAUAUUUUUGACUUCUUUUGUUCUACGAAAUCUUUUAUCGGUACGCGUGUGGUUAUAGUAAUGUUAGGAGUAAUGCAGAUACGUAUAGACGUU
Parastagonospora nodorum SN15 is the source of this 1828-nucleotide messenger RNA. RefSeq lists its product as hypothetical. Gene Ontology annotation, cellular component: endoplasmic reticulum membrane. NCBI's taxonomy places the organism in Eukaryota, Fungi, Ascomycota, Dothideomycetes, Pleosporales, Phaeosphaeriaceae. The record is from RefSeq and is a predicted model, not a curated record. Gene Ontology annotation, biological process: ergosterol biosynthetic process. Gene Ontology annotation, molecular function: Delta24(24-1) sterol reductase activity. Bases 1 to 1596 code for a protein of 531 amino acids. The transcript is spliced from 3 exons.